Messenger RNA from Fonsecaea nubica, 1017 nucleotides. RefSeq lists its product as hypothetical. The transcript is spliced from 2 exons. The record is from RefSeq and is a predicted model, not a curated record. Gene Ontology annotation, cellular component: mitochondrion. Gene Ontology annotation, molecular function: GTP binding; GTPase activity. NCBI's taxonomy places the organism in Eukaryota, Fungi, Ascomycota, Eurotiomycetes, Chaetothyriales, Herpotrichiellaceae. The coding region runs from base 1 to 1017 and encodes 338 amino acids.
AUGGGCACAUUCGUCCCUCGCCGAAUGUACCCGCACCUUGGGUCGAUACCUAGAUCCUACUACCUGGGCCACCAUGCGGCCGGCUUGUCCAAGAUGAAAUCCAUGAUCUCGCAGAUCGAUCUUGUCAUUGAGUGCCGAGACUACCGUACACCUCUUGUAUCUCGUAACCCGCUGUUCGAGGCCAACCUCGGCGAACGGCCACGACUGAUAGUUUACACCAAGCAAGAUCUGGGGAGUAAUUUCACAAACGAGGACAAGCAGCGGGAAAAGAUAAUCAAGAAAUGGGAUGCUCCAUCCACCUCGUUCUUUGCCGAUGUAAAAUCCCGCGUUGCCAUCAACCGAGUCCUCGAGUUUGCUCGGGCGCAUGCCAAUGCCUCGACCUCCCUCUUCGGCACCCGUCUUAUGGUUGUGGGCAUGCCCAAUGUUGGCAAGUCGUCUCUCCUCAAUGCGUUGCGAAAUGUCAGCUUGGGUAAGAAGAAGGCUGCAAGAACCGGAGACCAACCCGGAGUGACGAGGAAAAUUGGCAGCGACGUCAAAAUAAUAGACGCAGAAGAUGGUCGAGAAGCGGUAUAUGUGCUAGACACACCAGGUGUCUUCGUCCCCUACGUCCCUGACGCCGAGAGUAUGCUGAAGCUCGCUCUUUGUGGAAAUGUCAAAGACACCAUUAUCCCACCAACGACCAUCGCCGAUUACCUUUUGUACCACCUCAACCUUCAAGAUCCAACUUUGUACAAUAUGUUUUCCGAACCGACAAACGAUAUUUUUGCUGUGCUGGAGGGACUUGCGCGGAAACAGGGUCGCCUGAAAAAGGGAGGGAUGCCGGACUUUGAGUCUUCAGCUCUGCAGUUUGUGCAGAAAUGGAGAAGUGGGCACAUGGGUAAAUUUGUGUUGGACGACGUGACCGAAGACGCAUUGGCUGCGAGGACUCGGGAACUGGAGUUCUUGGGAGGCAGCAUGAAUCAAGCUCGCAAAGCCGCGAAACAACAGAAGAAGGACGCCUAUCUGGAAGCAGACUGA